UCCUACGGUCCCAACAGCGCCUGGCGCUGCAAAGUCUGCACCAAGGAGGCCGAGCUAAAGAAGACGACGGGAGACUGGUUCUAUGACCAGAGGGUCAACCGUUUCGCCAACCGGCUGGGCAGUGACAUGGUGCGGCUGUCCCUGCGGCACAGGCCGGCAGCCAGCAAAAGAGAGACCGUGGGACAAACCCUCCUCCAGAAAGCCCAGCUCAGUGAGCCCAAAAGCUCCUCCGCCGCCCGGCAGCAGAGCCCCCUGGCACCCCAGGAGGGGCCCAGUUUGUUUCCAGAUGCCUCAGACCCUCGGGAUGGCAAAAGCGACACAGAGUCCAUGGAAAACAUGAGCCUGGAUGGCUGCAGACCUAGUCCUGGGGGCAUGGGGGGCAGGAGUAACUCCCUGGAGAGAGCUGCUCCUCUCAGGGACGGAAAACAGGUUGCUGCACCGGCAGGACCCGCUGCCUCCAGCCUGACCCUCCCUCUCCGCUCCAAAAACGUGCUCUCGGACAGACGGGUGCGUGAUGCCGCCAUGGGGAGCCGCAGCAGCGCCUUGGUGGAUGAGCAUGAGACGAUAUUCAAGAAGAAUCCCCGACGGGUGGUGAGGCCUGCGGACUACACCAAGUCGGUGAUCGACCUGCGCCCAGAGGACUUCGUGGGGGAAGGAGGCUCUUUGGGGGACAGGAGCAAGUCGGUCCCUGGCCUCAACACGGAGCUGGAUGAAGAGGGACUGUCCAGUGAUGCUGCCCCGGGUCAGCCCUGCCAUGUCUUCCAGAGCACGCUGGGGAGCAUGGUCAGCAUUUACAGCGAGGCCGGUGACUUUGGCAACGUCGCGGUCACCGGGGGAAUCUCCUUCUCCCUGAGCUACGAGCAGAAGACGCAGACCUUGUUCAUUCACGUGAAGGAGUGUCGCCAGCUGGCCUACGGGGAUGAGGGCAAGAAGCGCUCCAACCCGUACGUGAAGACCUACCUCCUGCCCGACAAAUCCAGGCAAGGGAAACGCAAGACGACCAUCAAACGCAACACCAUCAACCCCCUGUACAAUGAGCUGCUGAAGUAUGAGAUUAACAAGUCCCUCCUGCCUGCGAGGACACUGCAGUUCUCAGUCUGGCACCACGAUCGCUUUGGCCGAAACACGUUCCUGGGGGAGGUGGAGGUCCCGCUGGACGCCUGGAACUUUGAGAGCCACCUGGAGGAGUUUCUGCCCCUGCACGGCAAGAUCGGGGUGGAUGCUGCUGGUCUUCACCAGUACAAGGGGGAGCUGGUCGUCUCCAUGAAGUACAUCCCAUCUUCCAAGCACCCCGGGGCCGGGAACGGCAGGAAGGGCAAAAUGGGAGAAGGUGGUGAGCUCCAAGUCUGGAUCAAAGAAGCCAAGAACCUCACGGCUGCCAAAUCUGGGGGGACAUCAGACAGCUUUGUCAAGGGCUACCUCCUGCCACACAAAAACAAAGCCUCCAAAAGGAAGACACCCGUGGUGAAGAAGACGCUGAACCCUCAUUACAACCACACCUUUGUCUACAACGGCGUCAACCCUGAGGACCUGCAGCACAUCUGCCUGGAGCUGACAGUCUGGGACCGGGAGCCACUGUCCAGCAACGACUUCCUUGGGGGUGUCCGUCUGGGGGUGGGAAAUGGCAUGAGCAACGGGCAGGCUGUGGACUGGAUGGACUCCAUGGGCGAGGAGCUGAACCUGUGGCAGAAGAUGUGCCAGUACCCAGGCUCGUGGGCGGAAGGGACACUCCAGCUCCGCUCCACCAUGGCCAAGCUGAGGCCGUAG
Messenger RNA from Phaethon lepturus (White-tailed tropicbird), 1767 nucleotides. It is a transcript of the gene SYTL4, whose product is annotated as synaptotagmin-like 4. The transcript is spliced from 14 exons. Gene Ontology annotation, cellular component: exocytic vesicle; plasma membrane. The annotation marks the transcript as partial. NCBI's taxonomy places the organism in Eukaryota, Metazoa, Chordata, Aves, Phaethontiformes, Phaethontidae. Gene Ontology annotation, biological process: exocytosis. The record is from RefSeq and is a predicted model, not a curated record. Gene Ontology annotation, molecular function: phospholipid binding; neurexin family protein binding.